GCUCCCCGCUCGGGCUGUGCGCGCUGGCGGCGGGGUCCAGGCAGGGGCAGAGCCGGCUCCGUGCUCCGAGCCGGGGGCGGGACGGACCCUGGGUGCUCGCCGCAGCCGCCGCGUCCCCGUCGCCGGGCGGGGAAGUUGGGUCCCGCGGGCGGCGCGCUGCCCCGGGGGAAGGAGCCCGGCAGCAUGGGGCGCGCGUGGGGCUGAGCCCGCCCCGGCCGGGGGCUUGCGGAUGGCUCGCCCGGAGGGGGCCGCGGGAAGGGAGCGGUGACGGGGGCAGCAGCGCCCGGGACCCCGCUCCCCAGCACCACCAUGGGCCCCGGGGGGGUUGCGGCCAGGAGCGGUGUGCGGCUCUGCUCCGCGGCCAGCCUGCUGCUGGGAGCGCUGCUGUGCGAAGUGACAGAUUGUCGAGGGGUCUUGGACAAUAUACAGAGAUUUUCUUCAUUACCAACAUAUCUACCUGUGAGCUAUCGGAUCUUCAGUGCUGAGACUUCCUUUUUUCUUAAAGAAGCCAAUCAGGAUUUCAUGAGAAACUCCAGUUUGCAAUCCCGGGUGGAGUCCUUUUUUCCAUAUAAAGCCAAGAGGCCACCUGUAUUAAAUGCCAGCUAUGGACCUUUUUCCGUUGAACAAGCAGUGCCCCAUGACCUACUGUUAACCUCAAACUUUUUCGGAUCCACCAGCAAGUUUACUUUUAACUGGAGACUUAAAGCCUAUAUCAUGAGUGACAAAAUUUACCUGAGCAAGCCCAAAGUCCAGAUCCUGUUCUACAUUGUGGGCAGGGACUGGGAUGACUACAGUACCACGGAGAGGCUGCCUUGCCUGCGGGUGUUUGCCUUCCGCGAGACGAGGGAAGUCCGAGGCAGCUGCAGGCUGAAGGGGGAUCUGGGAUUGUGCGUGGCCGAGUUGGAACUCCUGCCGAGCUGGUUUAACCCCCCCACGGUGGUGUCCGGCCGCAAGAAAGCGACGGAUCAGUCUGAAGGGAGCCCUGUGGAACUUUACUACACCAUCCAGCCGGGGGACGAGACCGGGGAGUGCACCACUGAGGAUGUGAGGAAAGGUAAUGCCAUCCGGCCAGGGAAGGAUGGUACGGACGAGACCAUGUCCCACUUGCAGAGGAUUGGCUCUGUGAGCCUCUAUCGAACCCCAGAGAGUUCUCAGCUGACAGAGCUGAGGCUGGACAGUAAUGUUGUCAUCUGGCUGCCAUCGAAGCCGGUCAAGCAAGGAGAAGUUGUGAAUGUCUUUGUGACUCUCGCUAACAAUUCCACUGUGGAACAGUUCAUACUGAGGGCCAAGGUGAAGAAGGGCGUGAAUAUUCUGAGCGCGAAGACAAGCGAUCCCCGGCAAUGGGACGUGAAGCAGGAGGUGGGGAAUGGAGGAAAACAUUCAACCACGACCGUUAGCUGUCACAGGAUAGCACCAAAUUCAAGGAACAGAAGUAACAGUUUAUUCAGUGAAGUUGUGCAGAUGAACUUUGAAAUAGCCAGUUUCAGCAGUCUUUCCGGAACGCAGCCAAUCACGUGGCAGGUGGAAUACCCUCGGAAGGGGACAACGGACAUAGCCCUCUCUGAAAUCUUCAUCUGCCAGAAGGACCUGGUAGGAAUAGUUCCACUAGCAAUGGACACAGAAAUUCUGAACACUGCAAUUCUCACGGGGAAGACGGUUGCAGUGCCCAUCAAAGUGGUUUCCAUUGAGGAGAACAACGCCGUGACGGACAUUUCGGAAUCGGUGGAGUGCAAGUCCUCUGAUGAGGAUGUUGUCAAAGUUUCUGACAGAUGUGACUAUGUGUUUGUCAAUGGCAAAGAAAUGAAAGGCCAGGUGGAUGCGGUAGUGAAUUUCACAUACCAAUAUCUGAGCGCCCCUCUGCAAAUCACAGUCUGGGUUCCACGCCUGCCUCUUCAGAUUGAUAUUUCGGACACAGAGCUAAGUCAAAUAAAAAGCUGGAGAGUCCCCAUUGUCUCCAAUAAAAGACCCACAAGGGACAGUGAGGAUGAGGAUGAAGAUGAGCGGAAGGGAAGAGGCUGUGCGCUCCAGUACCAGCAUGCCCUGGUGCGAGUCCUUACUCAGUUUGUCGCCGAGGACUCUAGCCCUUGGAGUCAGCUGAACUACUUGCUGGGUUCUGACUGGCAGUUUGACAUUACGGACCUGGUGAUGGACUUUAUGAAGUUGGAGGAGCCCCACAUUGCCAGGCUACAAGAAGGAAGGAUUUUGAUUGGACAAGAAGUAGGAAUGACAACAAUCCAGGUUUUUUCUCCUCUGUCGGACUCCAUUCUGGCAGAGAAGACAGUGACGGUGCUAGAUGACAAAGUGACCAUAACAGACCUCGGGGUGCAGAUGGUGGCUGGGCUGUCGCUCUUCCUUCAGCCAAGCCCGGCAAAUAACCGAGCUAUUGUGGCUACAACCAUUGCUCAGGAGCUGCUUCAUACCCCUAAACAGGAAGCCAUAGUAAGCAUCUGGAUCCAGUUCAGUGACAGCUCAGUUACUCCAUUAGACAUUUAUGACCCCAAAGACUUCUCCCUUUCUGCCAUGUCGCUGGACAAAUCCAUUGUCUCAACCCAUCAGAGCACUGCCUGGAAAUGGCCGGUCGUGGCAGCAGAAGGUGAAGGGCAGGGCACAUUGAUCAAAGUAGACAUGAUGAUCUCUGAAGCCUGCCAGAAGUCCAAGAGGAAAAGUGUCUUGGCCAUGGGCAACAGCAACAUCAAAGUGAAGUUCGGCCAAAAUGAUGCCAACUCCAACACUGGCGGAGAUUAUGAUGCCGAUGAGAUUGAAAACCAUGCGAGUGACCGGCGGCAAAAGGUGUCGGAUCAAGAGCGGUACGGCCAGGAUGGGCAAUACUAUGGGAGCUCUUCGGCGGAGCGAGAGGAAAGUACCGUCAGAAAAGUCAGCACCACUGCAAAGUCAAUGCUCAAAAACAAAGUCAUGAAAAACAAUAGGCUGGAUGGAGGCAAACUCUCAGAUGAUGGCCAGCUGCAGAACAUUCCCAUAGAUUUCACCAACUUUCCUGCUCAAGUAGACCUCCCAAAAAGCAAUGGGGGCAUGGAGGAGAACGAUCUAGUGCAGUCGCCCAGAGGCCUUAGUGAUUUGGAAAUUGGGAUGUACGCUCUGCUGGGGGUCUUCUGCCUGGCAAUUCUUGUCUUCCUAAUAAACUGUGCAACGUUUGCAUUGAAAUACCGGCACAAGCAGGUUCCAGUGGAAGGGCAAGCCACCAUGACCCACUCCCACGACUGGGUCUGGCUUGGAAAUGAGGCGGAGCUGCUGGAGAACACAGCGGAUGUGUCACCUCAGCAGGAUGAGCACACCACUAUUAUAGACCGAGGGAUGGGCCAUGAGGAAAGCAACCACCUCCUCAACGGCGGCACUCAAAAGAACAUCCAGAGCCAGAUCCAUAGAUCUGCUGACUCGGGGGGGAAGCAAGGGAAAGAGCAGAAAACGGAACCUUUGCAUUCCCCCACAUCCAAACGAAAGCGGGUAAAAUUCACAACCUUCACCACCAUCCCACCCGAUGAUGGUUGUCCCACCGUCAACUCUAUCCUAAGUAGCAAUGAUGACGAUAUUAAAUGGGUGUGCCAGGAUAUGGACCUCGGGGACUCCAAAGAGAUAAAAAACUACAUGGAGAAGUUCAAAGACAAAGUGUAGCUCCUGUCUGGUUUUCUGGGUUUAACCACACCUUGAUGCCUUCAGUUCUACAGUAUAUAUUGGGACAGAAAAGGGGAGAAGGAGGGGAUCAGUAGGGGAAAAAAAAUCAACAACAACAAGAAGGCAGUUUCUGUCAUCAGGGAAAGAAAUUUGUCAAACUGUCCAUGGCUUUGGGUUUGUUUGUUUGUUUUUCUCCAAAAGCUGCUCGUGGAUUUGGGCAGUCAAUGGAAUGCAAAUCCCAGAAGGGAGUAAGGAAACAGAUUAACCAAUACGAUGAACUGGGCAUGGUGAGGUUGUGAAAAUUUAUCUGAUGGGUCAAAAUAAUAACAACAAUAUUAUAGACAAGGUACCAAAAAUGUUUUUAAAAAAAAAAGUGAGAGAAAGUUAGUUAAUAGACAAGACAGAGAAACGGUCACUUCUUAAUGCUUGUAAUAAUAUGAAAGUAUGACCCAGGAAGAGACAGUUUAGAGUGUUACCCAAGCAGUUGCUAUCUAUUCCCUCAUCUGAAGUGAAAACAUGUCCCUGGCAUUAAAUAUGGAGCAGAAAGAGAUUAUCUGAUAUAUUUUUAUUUUUCUGUCUAUUUUCCACCCCUUGUCGCUUUCUUUAAAAUGAGUCUUAAAAACAAACAAUCCAGUAGGUUCUUUAUGGACCAAGAGAUAAUUGUUUUUCUUAAUUAGCUAAUAAUAAUCUUCCUUGUCAUUUGAAGAACUCAGAGGAUGAGCAAAAACUAAUAAUUCCAGCGUGGCAUCUCUUCUGAAAGCAUGAGUUUCGGCUGCUUUGUGCUAGCUAGAAACUUGUUCUGUUUGGAGGAAGAUUUAAUUUUGCUUUUGGGUGUGUAGGUUGGUUCGUUAAGUUUCCACAACCAAAGUUCCCAUGUCUCACCAAGGGAAGAAAGUGCUGUUCUAUGUUUGCAUUUAAAAAUAAUAAACAAUAGGAAUGACCUAUAGGAAUGGUGCAUACCUACCGAAUAUAAGACCAAGACCAUCAAAGCCCACAUAUGUGCACAGUCUAAUUUUUAAUUUUUUGCCAAGUCAGUGAAUUCAUAAUUUGUCCUGUAUUUUGCUCUGUUCAUCUUUUCAAUGCCACCAAUUCUCAUGGGGGAUUGGGAGGGAGGGUGGGGAUUGGUACUCACAAAUAGAGAAGCAGGUUGUCCCAAGCCCAUUUUAUUUCCUCAUGUUAGGGGAGCUGAGUUUUUGGAUGGAUAAUAUUAGUUUGGAGAAAGAGAAAUUCAAAUGACCAAGGAUCAAGAGAUAUCUGGGUCUACUUUAUUUUCAUUUGUUUCCCUUGGACCAGCACAAACUGGAAAAUGUGUUAUAUUGAAAAUCAGCUGUUUUUAGUAACAAAAUAUGAAUUCAGCAGUGCAUCAGAAACAAAUGGGAGAUAAAGGCACAGAUAAAUGGAUGCUGUUCCACUGACUUUAAUGUCAAUUUACACAAAAUGAGGAUAUGGCUCAGAAUCUAAAUGAUGGGGGAAAACCAGACUCAAGAAAACCUAUUCAUAAUUCAAAAGAAGUCCUCAUGUCAAAUCUUUUUUGGAAAGCAGUGUUACGUCUUGACUCCUAGCAGGGAGCACUUGCAUUGUUUGUCAGCCCUGUCUUUACCCGUUGAUUCCACUACAUCUUUUUUUUUUUUUAAUUACUAAACUCAGUAGGUUUGUCCUUUUAUUUUUUUCUUUACUUGGACGACAUGGACCCUGCCACUUGAUAACAUAGAAGGAGGUUUUAACAAGAUAUGCCUAGUAUGCAUUGUAGACUGAAAGAAUGUAAUAUUUAUUUAUACAUGAUAUAUAAAUUGUAAUUAAAAUGCUUUACAUGGCUUGA
Molecule: messenger RNA, 5449 nt
Organism: Mauremys reevesii (Reeves's turtle)
Lineage: Eukaryota; Metazoa; Chordata; Testudines; Geoemydidae
Gene: TMEM132C
Product: transmembrane protein 132C
Exons: 9
Coding region: 310-3630 (1106 amino acids)
Source: RefSeq, a predicted model, not a curated record